Hermetia illucens (black soldier fly) is the source of this 2171-nucleotide messenger RNA. Its product is annotated as TWiK family of potassium channels protein 7. The transcript has 8 exons. NCBI's taxonomy places the organism in Eukaryota, Metazoa, Arthropoda, Insecta, Diptera, Stratiomyidae. The record is from RefSeq and is a predicted model, not a curated record. Gene Ontology annotation, cellular component: membrane. Bases 785 to 2029 code for a protein of 414 amino acids. Gene Ontology annotation, biological process: potassium ion transmembrane transport; stabilization of membrane potential. Gene Ontology annotation, molecular function: potassium ion leak channel activity.
UUGAAAAGGAGUGUUUUCCGAGAAGAAGGUUUUCCGUAGAGUGAAGUGUGAAGUGCGCGGACGACGGAUUUUGGAGUGGGUUUCGUUGCAACUGUUACGGGUAGUUGGGUGAAGAAUAGUUCCUGACGAACAAUUCGCUAAUAAAGAACGGACUUAGUAUGAGGAGAGUGAAUUGGACUUGAUGCACUGUGAAUGCAAUAAACGUUUAAUUGCUGUUUGUGAGGAUUUCAAAUUAAAGGUGGUGGUUAUUCAAUGCAACGAUUCAAACUACAAAUUGGCAAUGAAACGGGAGAAAAUUAAACAAUUUCGCACUAAUUUGGAAUGUUAAAUAACUUGUAAUUGCGUCACUUUGGAAUUUAGGCUCUACUGCGGAGGCCCUGUUGAAGCUAAUAGCAGAGUAAAGAUGAGUCAGCCUCCACUGCAUUUUCAUUAUCCUUGAAAGUGUGAUUCACCUUUGAAUUCCAACGCGUUUAUGCUCGGGAAGAUUUUCCGUCAGCUCUGGUUCCGGGAGACCCCCUCUUGAUAUUACCAAAUUUUUUUAAGAUCCUCAAAUAAUCGCCUUGGUUCCCUCGUCAAGGAAAUUUUUGAAUAAAUUACAUAUCUUUGGAAGUUCAAUUGAUUAGAGUUACAUCAUAUUGGAAAACCAUGCAACUAUGGUGCCGGUGAAAUACUCAUGUGAUAAUAGAAUUAGUUAAUGGCUAAUAAUAAUUUUGGAAUUGACGUGGGAAUUUCCCUUACAACUUUCCAUUGAAGUGUGAGUUCGCAUAUCUUAAAAUAAGCGGAUAUGGCCCACGAAGCGGAAGAUGAUGUUAAAAGGGAGUUAUUGGACCAUGUCCAGACUGUAAAUGUUAAAAACUCAAGAAACGGUGGCACUCUCAGAAGUUGCGGGGCGUGUUUAGGUAAUGUGAAACUGAAAGCAGCCCUUGGUCAUUGUGGAUUAUUGGUGUCCUUAGUUUUAUAUUGUGCGGCAGGUGGUUGGGUCUUCCAACGAUUAGAAUUACCGAAUGAAAUCAUUCGCCUAGACAACAUGCGAACUAGUUUGAAAGCUUCCAGAGAUACAUUCCUUAGAAACGUUUUGAAUAAUUCAGAUAGUAUUAAUUUCUUUCCCAUUUUAAAAGCGGAGCUAUCAAAAUACGAGCAGGUUGUGCAAGCCGCAUCAACGGAAGGUUUGCUUAUAAUCGCUGAAGAAAACUUUCCGAUAGCAAAGGAAAAUUGGAGUAUUUUGCAGGCAGUUUUCUUCGCUUCCACUGUUAUUACGACAAUUGGCUAUGGAAACGUGGUGCCAGUCACGCAAGCUGGCCGAAUAUUUUGCAUAUUCUUUGCUAUAAUCGGUAUUCCACUUACGCUUACUGUUAUUGCCGACUUGGGAAAACUAUUCGCACGACCUGUUUCAGCAAUUGGACGCAAACUCAGAUAUAGAAAUAAGGAGUCACACUUAACCGGUGCCACUAUAAAGUGGUCGUACGCUCUUUCAUCCGUUCUAUUCCUAUGUGUGUACUUAUCGAUUGGCAGUAGCUUACUUCUAAUUUGGGAGGACGAGUGGACAUUCUUCGAGGGAUUCUAUUUUUGUUUUAUCACAAUGACAACCAUUGGCUUCGGCGAUAUUGUUCCUACGAAACCUAAAUACAUGCUGCUUUGUACCGUGUACAUUCUUAUCGGAUUAGCUUUAACAUCAACAAUCAUUGAAUUAGUUCGGAGACAAUACGCACAGAGUUGGCAACAGUUACAGGCAUUAUCCGGACCAAUGGCUGAUACCCUGCGACGACUUGGAGAGCAAGCGGGAUCUGGGAUCGAUUACAGCUCCAUUCAGAAGGCCUUGCAACUUUCGAUUCCAUCAAUGCCCUCCAUGCCAACGAUGCCCAAGUGGAACUACAGCAUAACAUCCCCAGAGAAGAAGAAUCACCAAAGUGAAAUCGCUGCCCUUCAAGCGAUAACGCAGGCUCUUCUGAAGGAAGUCAAGGAGGCCAAUGAGCAAAUCCAGCAUCCUCCUAAAGUUUUACAAAUUGUUAUAUAUGAAUCGUCCGUUUAAGACGUCGAAAUACCUUUACAAAAUAAGCCAUUAGUAGAAAAUGGUAGGAUCAAAUUCAUUCGAUUCGUUUCAAAUCGAGUUCUUUCUUUCAAAUAUCACUCUGAUGACGACUGCGAUCACGUUGCAUCAAUAAAAUGAAUAA